Molecule: messenger RNA, 1377 nt
Organism: Leptosomus discolor (cuckoo roller)
Lineage: Eukaryota; Metazoa; Chordata; Aves; Leptosomiformes; Leptosomidae
Source: RefSeq, a predicted model, not a curated record
GUGAAUCAGGGGAACAUGCCGGGCAUCCAGAGCACCUUCCUUGCCAUGGACACAGAGGAGGGCGUGGAGGUGGUGUGGAACGAGCUGCUCUUCACCGACAAGAAGGCCUUUAAAGCACACGAGGAGAAGAUCAAGACCAUGUUUGAGCAGCUGGUGCUUGUGGAUCACCCCAACAUCGUAAAGCUUCACAAAUACUGGCUGGACGUGAAAGACUUGAAGGCACGGGUCAUCUUCAUCACAGAAUACGUGUCCUCAGGGAGCCUGAAACAGUUCCUGAAGAAAACCAAGAAAAACCACAAGGCCAUGAAUGCCAGGGCCUGGAAGCGCUGGUGCACUCAGAUCCUGUCCGCUCUCAGCUUCCUGCACUCCUGCGAGCCUCCCAUCAUCCACGGCAACCUCACCAGUGACACCAUCUUCAUCCAGCACAACGGGCUCAUAAAGAUCGGUUCAGUCUGGCACAGGGUGUUUGCAAAUGCCCUCCCGGACGACCUGCGGAGCCCCAUCAGGAUCGAGAGGGAAGAGCUGCGCAACCUGCACUUCUUCCCCCCGGAGUACGGCCAAAAGGCUGACGGGACCGCUGUGGACAUCUUCUCCUUCGGGAUGUGUGCGCUGGAGAUGGCAGUGCUGGAAAUCCAGACUAACGGGGACACGCGGGUCUCAGAGGAGGCCAUCAUGCGGGCACGGCAUUCUCUGGACGAUCCCAACAUGCGGGAGUUCAUUCUGUCGUGCUUGACCCUCAACCCUGACAAGCGACCAACAGCUAAUAACCUGCUCUUCCACCGGGUGCUCUUUGAGGUCCAUUCCCUCAAGCUGCUGGCAGCACACUGCUUCAUCAACAACCAGUAUUUGAUGCCAGAGAAUGUGGUGGAGGAGAAGAUAAAGGAACUGGACCUGAACAUGGUGAUGGCAGAGAUCCGGAGGGAGGGUCGUCCUGGAGCACAGUGGAGGUACUCAGAGGUCUCCUUCCUUGAACUUGACAAAUUCUUAGAAGACGUCAGGAAUGGGAUUUAUCCCCUGAUGAACUUCGCUGUUUCCAGACCCCACGCCCUCCCACGUGCACUCUCCCAGCCCCAGGAGGACCCUCAGAAAGCCAAGACUCCCACCCCAGAGCCCUUUGAUGUGGAGACCAGGAAGGUGGUGCAAAUGCAAUGCAACAUGGAGCUGAAUGAAGACAAGACCCAGUGGCACCUUACUCUUCUGCUGAUCCUGGAGGACAAAUUGCAUCGACAGUUGAGCUACGACUUGCUGCCCACUGACAACUCCAAGGACUUGGCCACCGAGCUGGUGCAUUAUGGGUUCAUCCACGAGGACGACUGUGAAAAGCUGGCUAACUUCCUGGAAAACGCCUUCCACAAAUACCGGUCUCCUCCCUUGUGA